GUAAGGAAAAUCACUGAAGUCUUCAUUGCGUAAGAAAGAAGCCGAAGUCUCCUAUCCUUCAGUUGGGUUGUGGCAUCAUUUAGACGUUUUUUAGCGUUUUAUUGGAGUAUUUCCUUGCUAUGGAUGAUCCUGCAGUGUUGGCACUCACUCCCCAUACUGUUGAUGACCCUGAGUCAGCAGCUACCAAGCAGCUUGUAAACCCUGACCGUGUUCACAGACAUGGUGAUCCAUACGACUUGGUGGUGUUAGCCCAAGAAGUACAAAAAGCAGAUCAGUUUGUCAGGUGUGCUGCAAGUAAUAAACUGAUAUUGAUUGCAGAGCAGAUCCGUCAUCUUCAGGAACAAGCAAGGAAAGUUUUAGAAGAAACAAAAAGGGAUGCAGAACUUCACCAUGCUGCUUGUAACUUCAAGAAAAGACCAGGCCAAAUGUAUUACUUGUAUAGACGAAGUAAUGGAACAACAUACUUCUCCAUUCUAUCACCAAAGGAAUGGGGCUCAAGCUGUCCACACGAGGCCUUGGGAGCCUAUCGGCUUGAAGCAGACAUGUCUUGGACAAAGGCUGAAGAUGUAGAGCGACGCAGCAAAGACAUUGCUAUGGUUGAUCAUCUACUUUCACAAGAAGUUCCAGCAAUUGAAUAUGUUUUACCUGCACAUGACAACAAUGGAUUUUCAACCAAGCCAGCUAUUAAACACAAGACUGUGAUUGAAGAUGUCAGCAACCAGGCAGAUCCAAUCGUGGAAGAACCACACUAAAGCACAGGUGGUAUUUUGACAGAAGACAUUUAAUUACAAGCUUUUAAGGACAUGACAAUGAAAGAAGGGCAGACACUUAGAGUAAGGAUUUAAUUUUUGACAAUGAUGACUAUGCCUAGUGGAGCAUAGGUGUGGAAGAGACUGGAAAAAUAUUCAGAAACAUUUUAAGUGUGAGGUCCAUUUUGAAAUUACUCCUGAGUUCUUCAGCUGGGGGUCCUGUCUUCAUCUGUGGAAGCUUCUGCAGUGGAAACUGCUAUGUUAUUUGCAAAUAUUUGGUAAACAAAUUGAUAGAAACCCAUUAACCUGUUACAGAAGCAAAGAAUGGCUUAGGUGUCCAAUCACGGGUAUCUAACAAGUUUUCAUUGACCAGCACAAUGGUUAUUUGCUACUUCAACAGCAGAUACAAUAAAAGUCAUCAAAUCAAGAAUUUGAUUAUAUACAUAAUUAAUGCUUUUAGAAUCCAAUUGAUGGUUUUCAGUUUGCUCUGAAGUCUAAAUAAACAGAAGACCUUGAUUGGAUACUAAAUGUAAAUCGCCUGUUACCCUUGGUCAGUUCACAGGAUUAGCUGUGAUUCACUGGAGGGCUUCCCCUUGUACUUUUUUCGGUAGCUCACAAGGAACUUAUCCGUCAACAGUCUUAUGUUUAUCAGUCCGUAACAUGCAGUAACAAUUGUAUUGAAUUAGAAACAUAAAAUGGUGAUACUUGUAGAAAAUCUA
Pocillopora verrucosa is the source of this 1468-nucleotide messenger RNA. RefSeq lists its product as uncharacterized. The record is from RefSeq and is a predicted model, not a curated record. Lineage: Eukaryota; Metazoa; Cnidaria; Anthozoa; Scleractinia; Pocilloporidae.